UAUUGAAUUUAAAAUAGUAAAAUAAAUAUGUAUUUUUGCUCAAAUUUUAAAAUUUAAAACAUUUUGUUUUUAAUUUUGAAAUCACACUCCGGAAAUGUGCAGAUAUUAGAUCCUAUUUAUCAGUAGGGUUUUUUCCCCGUCCAAAUGACAGGCUCUAUAUUCAGACUUUUCCUGUUAUAUUUACCUGUUAGUGUUCCCCUCUUUUCUGCACGAUGACGGCUGCGGUUGUCUUUUCCGCCGUCACGCUGGCGCUGCUUUCCCGCCCGCCUUCAGCUGUGUCUGGCCGCAGGGAUGUGGUCGAGCUCGGAGACGCAGACUUCGACUACCUGGCGACGGAGCACGAAACCAUGCUUGUCAAAUUUUACGCUCCAUGGUGUGGUCACUGUAAGAAACUUGCCCCAGAAUUUGAAAAAGCAGCAAAUAAACUAAAGGGACUUGUUAAAUUAGCAAAGGUGGACUGCACUGCAAACUCAGAGACGUGUGGUCGUUUUGGAGUCACCGGUUAUCCCACCUUAAAGAUCUUUCGGUAUGGUAAAGACUCUGCCUCAUAUGAUGGACCUCGCACUGCAGAUGGGAUCUAUGAGGUCAUGCGGAGGCAGACGGGUCCAGACUCGGUUCACCUGAAGAGUAAAGAAGAUCUUCAAGGCUUUGUCAACAACUACGAUGCCAGCAUUGUUGGUGUUUUUCCCAGCUCUGAUAGCGCUCGUUUACCAGAAUUCCUGAAGGCAGCAGGUCUGUUAAGAGAUCAGUUCAGGUUCGCUCACAUUACUGAUCUGCAGGUAGCUGAGGAUCACAAUGUGAACUCAGAGACCGUUUUGCUGUUCAGACCUCCACGGCUGGCUAACGCAUUUGAAGACAGCGUCGUCGUCUUCAAAGAUUAUCUAACCAUCAGCUCCUUAAGGCGCUUCAUCAGAGAUCACCUCUACGGUCUGUGUCCUCACAUGACGCUGGAGAACAGAGACCGUCUGAGGGUGCGUGACCUGCUCACGGCGUACUAUGACCUGGACUAUCACCACAACGUGCGGGGCUCCAACUACUGGAGGAACAGAGUGAUGAAAGUUGGAUCCAAAUAUUCUGGGCGGAGCCUGAUGUUCUCCGUAGCCAAUAAAAAGGACUUUCUGGUGGAGCUGGAGGAGGACUAUGACCUGGGCACGUCGGAUGCCGGAGAUCUGCCGUUUGUCACCAUCAGGACCAAGCUGGGGCAGAAAUAUGUCAUGAGGGAGGAGUUCACGAGGGACGGUCGGUCGCUGGAGAGGUUUCUGGACGAUUAUUUCGCCGGUCGUCUCAAACAGUACAUAAAAUCCGAACCCAUUCCUGAGAAGAACUCUGCUGCUGUUAAGGUGGUUGUUGCCGAGUCCUUCAAUGAAAUCGUGAACGAUCCAGAGAAAGACGUCCUGAUUCAGUUUUACUCUCCGUCCUGUCCACACUGCAAAAAACUGGAGCCCAUCUACAGAGAAUUAGCUGAAACGUUGUAUUCUUAUCCUCGCACUGUGAUCGCCAAGAUGAACGCCGUGGACAAUGACAUCCCACUGGGUUAUGACGUCCAAGGGUAUCCCACAAUCUAUUUUGCUCCAGUGGGUAAAAAGGAUAAUCCUAUUCGAUACCAGGGUCCCCGAGAGCUCAAAGAAUUCCUAAUUUUCCUGAAGCGGGAAUCGAGUUACAAUCUAAACUUGGGCGGCUCCAGAGAUGAACUCUGAUUCAACCGGUCAGUUUUUGACUUGCAAAGGAUGGAGUCGAUUGUUCGGUUUGGACGGGACCUGCUAAAACGUCCGAACCCGGGCCAGGGUACAUCAAGUCCGAGAACCUCGUUCAGCCCGUCUCAUUUGCCAUCGGCAGUCUACGUCCAGCUGAUCUUCUACCACUUUUUUGUAUUCAUGUCAUUUAUGCAUUUUAAGUAGUCUGUUUUGUUUAUUUGAAUUUUUUUUGCAAAAGACUGUGAUCAUGAUUUAUUUAUAGCUUAAUAUGUGGAAUUUAAACUUGAACAUUUUUAUUUAUAAAAUGUAUUUAUUUAUUUAUUUGAACUUAAGCAGAGGCAAAAAAUCAAAAUAAACCCAAUAAAUAUUUAUUAAAACUUUACUUAAAGCUUUUUUGGAAUCGUUUGAUUUAGCAAUAUUUUACAUUUGCAUAUUAAAUCACUUGAACUACUGUGUUAUGCACAUUUUUAGUUGGCAUGCUAUUGUAAUAAGGAAACUUUUGAAACAUAAAAAGACUAAAGUUGGAACAAAUGUUUGCAUUAAAUCAUUAGUGAACUGAAAAAAGUAUUUUUCCUGGGGGUGGACAUGUUAUUUUUAUUUAUUUAUUUUUUUAUUUUUGUUUUGUUUUAUGGAAGUACAAAUGUAUUUGCAUUUUUACUCUUGGAUGCAGAUUUUUAAUUAUUAUUAUUUCCGGCUUAUUAUGCAUUUAGUUAAUUAGUCCUACCUCAAAAGUGCUACUUUGUAUGUGAUUUUAUCUCUAAACUUGCUAAAAUGUUUCUUUAAUAAAAAGGUAGCCAUAAGAAGAACUGAUGUUUGCAAAUUUGCCUUUUUAAUAUUUAAAAUAAAAUGGUUCCUGGGAGUAAAUCA
This is a messenger RNA of Oryzias melastigma (Indian medaka), 2561 nucleotides long. RefSeq names its product protein disulfide isomerase family A, member 8 (gene pdia8). NCBI's taxonomy places the organism in Eukaryota, Metazoa, Chordata, Actinopteri, Beloniformes, Adrianichthyidae. The record is from RefSeq and is a predicted model, not a curated record. Gene Ontology annotation, cellular component: endoplasmic reticulum; cell surface. Gene Ontology annotation, biological process: response to endoplasmic reticulum stress; protein folding. The transcript is spliced from 13 exons. Bases 213 to 1697 code for a protein of 494 amino acids. Gene Ontology annotation, molecular function: protein disulfide isomerase activity.